GUAGGUAUGUUGUGUGCUUGGUUUUCAUAGCAAUAAGUGUUUAGGUUAUUUAAACAGAAAAUAGAAUACUAAAAAAGCACUCUUUUUUAAUCACCAUAUUAUUGUUCUCUUUCUAGGCACUUAAAAUGUACACGUAUAUUCUGAAUGUACUAUUGGGGUUCUUCACGUUUCUCCACCCAAUCAUUUGUAGUGCCAGGCUGUCUAUGGAAAAAAGUCCUGAUCCACAGCAGGUCACCAACAUCACGCUAGCGCUCAUCCUAGGUUGGUUAAUAAGCUUCUUCGACACCCUGUUUGUAUCACAUUCUUUCACGUUGGGCAGCCUAUAUCUCCUUGCGCGCACGGUUUUCUGUAUGUACCUUUCGCAUCCAUCCCUUCUUGGUGCGUUGAAAAUACAUGAAACAUUUUUGGCCCCACUAUUCGACGCUUACGCCCCCUCCGUUGAUGAUUUGGUGGUGCAGCACAUCGAUGCCAUGGCUAAGUCUGGUGUAAAGGACUACACAAUCGAAAUGGGUAUGUCUCUUUUUAACAAUGUUUUUAGGACAGACGGUAUUGCAUGCGAAUUAUUAGGGCCGAUGACGGCUUCGGCAGUACCUAAAGUCUCUCCACAGCAGAGGGGCUCACGUCAGCAUGAAGACGAUCUCGACAAACUCAGUGCCAUCGCGAGUAAAACUACAAGACGGUAAUAGGUAUGCCUAGCGACUAUAUUGAGAAUAUACAUUCAUUUAUACUAUAUACCGGCAUUAACAUCAAAUGUGACGAUCUUUUUAUUUUUUCUGGAUGACCCCAUUCUGAUCUCAAACACUAUAUGCAAAGACAAUAAUACAGACAAAAAAAUUUUAUUAGUGUAGAGAAAGAGCUCUGGAAAAAGAAACUCUGCAGUUGUACGGAGUUAUAAUAAAAAGCACCCAAAUCAACUAGGAUGUUGUAACAAAAUCUGAAUUAGCUUGCAAAAAUCCUUUAAAUGAUUGUUCCCAUAUUACGCUAUCCCAAAAGCAUGUGGGGGUUGUAGUGCGGUUCAUGGCGUAUGGAGCUUUACUGGAUUACAUAAUCAAAAAAGGAAAGUGACUGAAGUGCAUGUUAAUUAUGUUCUUUUAAUCCCACUCUAUCUAUUUUUAUUUUGGUAUGUGUAUGUUGUUGUUGUUUUACGUUGAUUGGUAUUAAAAUGAUGCAUGUGAAAGAAAGUGUUUGUAUGUCACUCUACAGUUUUCUCCAUGUUAUUCUUUUGCUCUGGAUAGCA
This is a messenger RNA of Phytomonas sp. Hart1, 1237 nucleotides long. The record is from the annotation of a GenBank genome assembly. NCBI's taxonomy places the organism in Eukaryota, Euglenozoa, Kinetoplastea, Trypanosomatida, Trypanosomatidae.